Messenger RNA from Halichondria panicea, 1742 nucleotides. RefSeq lists its product as uncharacterized. Gene Ontology annotation, molecular function: glutathione transferase activity. Gene Ontology annotation, cellular component: cytoplasm. The record is from RefSeq and is a predicted model, not a curated record. The transcript has 8 exons. Gene Ontology annotation, biological process: glutathione metabolic process. NCBI's taxonomy places the organism in Eukaryota, Metazoa, Porifera, Demospongiae, Suberitida, Halichondriidae. The coding region runs from base 23 to 1471 and encodes 482 amino acids.
ACAUGCAGCAAUCAACCCAAAGAUGUCUGGAAUGAAGUUGUUCUUUGAUACAUUCUCUCAGCCCUCCAGGGCUGUCCUCAUCCUUUGCCAUGCCUACAAAAUCCCAUUUGAGCCCAAGCUCAUCAAGAUUGGAGAGAUGGAGCACCAGACCAAUGAAGAGUUUGCGAAAGUCUGUGCAUCUCGGACAGUGCCUGCAAUUGACGAUGACGGAUUUAAGCUUUUUGAGAGUGCUGCAAUAAUGAAGUACCUGGUGUGCAAGCACAAGUUGCCCGACCACUGGUACCCAGCUGACCUCAAGCAACAAGCCAAGAUUGACGAGUACCUUCACUGGCAUCACUCCACCUUGAGAAUGGGUAUUACCCCAAUUAUCUUCAACAAGGUACUCUUGCCCAAAAAGACUGGACAACCCCCGAAUGAGGUGAUUAUACGAGCCAGUGAAAAAAUUCUCGAAAAGAGUCUAAAGUUACUUGAGAGCCAUUUCCUUAAAGACACCAAGUUCAUCAACAGUGAUAGCAUCUCCAUCGCUGACCUGCAGGCAGUUUGUGAGCUGACUCAGUUCUGGAUGGCAGGAGUGGACCCAGUAGCAGACAAGCCACGACUGUCCCAAUGGCUGACCGACUGUCAGAAGGAGCUUGCCCCACACUUCGAUCAAGUUCAUGAGGCCGUCUAUUCAGUUAGAGACAAAGGAACAUUCAAGGGAAUGCUACUCUCCUCUUCCUUUCAUUCAUGUGAACUUGAGGGAGUAGAGAGAGCAGCCACUCCCACUUUUGACUGCAAAUUAAAGAUGGCUGGUCUGAAGUUGUUUUUUGAUGCGUUCUCUCAGCCCUGCAGGGCUGUCCUUAUCCUGUGCCAUGCCAACAGAAUUCCAUUUGAGCCCAAGCUCAUCAAGAUUGCAAAGAUGGAGCACCAGACUGAUGAGGAGUUUACGAAAGUCUGUGCAACUCGAACAGUGCCUGCAAUUGACGACAACGGAUUCAAGCUUUUUGAGAGUGCUGCAAUAAUGAAGUACCUGGUGUGCAAGCACAAGUUGCCCGACCACUGGUACCCAGCUGACCUCCAGCAACAAGCCAAGAUUGACGAGUACCUUCACUGGCACCACGCCAACUUGAGAAUGGGUGCCGCCCCUAUUGUCUUCUACAAGGCACUCUUGCCCAAAAUGACUGGACAGCCCCCAAACGAGGAGAUGAUAAGAACCAGUGAAAAGAUUCUCAAGAAGAGCCUGAAGUUACUAGACGGCCACUUCCUUAAAGACACCAAGUUCAUCAACAGUGAUAGUAUCUCCAUUGCUGACCUGCAGGCAGUUUGUGAGCUGACUCAGUUCUGGGUGGCAGGAGUGGACCCAGUAGCAGACAAGCCACGACUGUCCCAAUGGCUGACUGACUGUCAGAAGGAGCUUGCCCCACACUUUGAUCAAGUCCACAAGGCCAUCUAUACAGCUAGAGACAGAGGAACGUUUAAAGGAAAACUCUAGGUUCCUCUCUGUUUCAUUUACUGACAUGCAUCGCAUCAGCAGAAAUAAUCAUAGAAACUUUAAACUUAAUUUCAAACUAGACUAUCGUUGGGUUUUGUGAGUUAAUCGUUAUAAUUUGUACUGUUAGUUAUGCCUCGAGGCGUAGCCGCACGAGGGAUACGGUAAAGCUGACUGUGUGUGUGUGUGUGCUAGAUAGUAUGGAGUGUGUGUGUGUCUGUUCCAUUCUAUAGGCUUCUAGCCACUUUCUUGAUUCGUGAAUUAAGCUUCUUUC